AUGGAGGCAGUUUCCGCAGCCGCCAGCGUCGCGGGCCUGCUGUCUGUCGCUGGCCAUGUCCUCAAUGGGCUUGUCAAGCUCAAUGCCUUUAUCCAUGACUUGAAGGAAGCGGAUGCGCGUGCGCAACGACUGACGGCAGAAGCCCAUCUACUCUCCCAGACACUAAUUGACUUCAAGUAUCUGCUCAACACGUUGGACGAAAAGGCACUUGAUGAAAGCCGACUUCUUUGGGUUCAGCAAUUUGCCACUUUCUCUUCCCGUCUCGAGGAUUGCGUUCGGGAUUUAGAUACCUGGACCGAAUCGUACCGACCCGGAGAUGGGCCAUCCUCAAAGCGCCAAAAGAUAAUUGAGGGGAUAUCGAACAAGAGAAGCCGGGAGAUUUCGGAAAUGGAGUCUAAGUUGGCGCGUCAUCGGUCGCAGAUUGUUCUUGACAUGAACACCAUCUUCUCCACUUCUAGAGUUAGUAAGGAACAAUUUGCAUUGGAACACCACGAAACUCGGAGUCAACUCUCUAGACUGAGCGACAGUGUAUAA
This is a messenger RNA of Colletotrichum acutatum, 534 nucleotides long. RefSeq lists its product as uncharacterized. NCBI's taxonomy places the organism in Eukaryota, Fungi, Ascomycota, Sordariomycetes, Glomerellales, Glomerellaceae. The transcript has a single exon. The record is from RefSeq and is a predicted model, not a curated record. The coding region runs from base 1 to 534 and encodes 177 amino acids.